Drosophila bipectinata is the source of this 1876-nucleotide messenger RNA. RefSeq lists its product as uncharacterized. NCBI's taxonomy places the organism in Eukaryota, Metazoa, Arthropoda, Insecta, Diptera, Drosophilidae. Gene Ontology annotation, cellular component: cytoplasm. Gene Ontology annotation, molecular function: glycosyltransferase activity. The record is from RefSeq and is a predicted model, not a curated record.
CAUAAUGACAAUGAGAGGUGGCUUUUACCGCCUGGCUCUACUGGUGGUCUCCUCCCUGUUUGCCUUUCUGCUGCUACUGACCGCCCUCCAGCAUACGGAUCAGUUGCGGAUCACCAACAUCUUGGAGGAUAAAUCAAAUUCCCUGGCACCUCCACCACCAUCACACCUAUCUCAAGCACAUCCUGUGAAACUUACACCGCCACCAGUCCACCAUCUGGAGGAACCGAUCAAUGAGGAAUUGGUGCUGCAAUUGGAACAGGAACUACCAGAGGUGGACUAUGCCUUCUGGUAUUACACAGCCAAGCCGAAGAGCUACCGGGUGAACGCCACAUGUGGCUUGUAUCCAGAUCCAUUGGAUCUGCAACUCCACAACAUCUACUGGCAGACGUUCGUCAAUUCGAAUGUGACCUUUCGCCUGUACGCCGCCUAUUUGGAUCGCCGGGAUGCGGUUAAGCUGCGAACGGUAAGAAUUUUGGCCACGGCCAAUCAAAUAGGCAACGAAUUCCCGGCCACCAAAUGCCAAUUGUGGUUCGAGGGCUACAAACAGCCGAUCUACGUUAAUGUCACCGAGUACGUGAGUGUUUGGGUGAAGGCCUGGGGCAACAAGCCCCAACUGAACUACCCCCACCUGCUCAGCUGUCCCGUGCCCAAGGAAUUGCCGCCCCCGCUUAUGACAUUGCUGCCCAGAACUGUUUCCUUGGUGGCGAAUGAAUGUGAUCGGGCUAGUAACUCCUUGAGGAUUAACAAACAGGAGAAGCAAAGUGAUCCUCCAAAAAAGCCAGCAAGUCAAGAGGAUGUCGUGGCUGGCAAUGCAACCUCAACAAAUAAAACCCUCACUAGAGUACCUCUGAACUUUGGAGUUUGUGUCAAGGGUUUCGAUUUUCCGUAUGUGGAUCUGUCGGAGCGCCUCAUCGAAUGGUUCGAGAUGCAGAGGAUACUGGGCGCCUCCAAGAUCUAUGCCUAUAUGUACGAUGUCCAUCCGGCAGUGCAGCGAGUCUUGGAUUAUUAUCAGCGCACUGGUUACCUGGAACUGCGACCCCUGACCCUGGCCAAUGGCAUGCCACGGUUGAGGCACUACCAGCACAUGUUGCUACAGAACCGAAGGCUGGAGAAGCGUCUCAAUGAACUGAUACCCUACAACGAUUGCUUCUAUCGAAAUCUGUACAGGCACGACUUCCUCGUCAACGUGGACGUGGACGAGGUGAUAAUGCCGGUCAACGGCAACCGGAACUGGGAUCAACUGGUCCAGACCGCCUACAAGAUGGAGGAGGAGAAAGGUGGCAAGUGUGCCGGUCGGUUCCCGUCCUUGUGCUUCAUCAAUACGUACUUCACCAAGGUGGUGCCCGAGCUGCGCAACCACGAGGAGCAGGCCACCACCGGAGAGCUAUACAUGUUGCAGCAUACGUUGCGGCAUCGCAACUAUUCACUGCCCGGUCGUGCCACCAAAUGUUUCCACAACGCUCGCCUAUCGCUCACGCUGCACAAUCACUUUACUCUCAAAUGGCUUCCUGGAGGCUGUAAUCCCCGCACCAUUGACACCUCCGUGGCCCAGAUGCAUCACUAUCGGGAACCGGAUGCCAAAUAUAAGGAAGAGGAUCUGGUGGAGGAUCGCAGCGCUUGGCAGUUUGCCAGCGAAUUGAAGGCUGCGGUGGAACAGGUGUGGCUGCAUAUGGACGAUGUCCUGGCCCAGGUCAGUGAUCCCGAGGAGCAACCAGAGAUGGAUGUUCCUCUCGAUCAGGAGGGCGAAUCGGAUGUCGAUAUGCCACCACCAGUUCCGGUUCAAGGCCCUUAGGUUAUGUAUUAUUUUGUAUUAGUUGUAGUGAGGUUUGGUACUUUUAUGAUGGAGAUUUUUCCUAAGAUUGUGGUAUUUUAUAGG